CAUACGGAAGCCAAUCUAACCAUCGGGCCUCAGCUGAAAGUCGCGGAAAGGGCUAGCGACUCCAUCGUCUCAAGCUGCCGGGAGACAACCAUCGUCCCUGUUGCUGCUCGAACCUGCAGAUUUUCUGCAAUUUUUCGAUGGGAUGAGGUUGGCGUUUUCACGAAAACACUUGAUGGGCAUUUUUUAGUUGAUUUGCAUAAAAGAGAUUUUCAUUCUCCCUUGGUGAACUGUGGAUUGCUGAGCUCUGUUUAAUAUUGAGGGGAAAUUAGCUCAUUGGAGUAUUGUAAAAUGAAGAAAGGGUUGCAUCCACAAUUGCAAUGGAUGUCAUAUGUAACCCAAAGUGGGAGGUUGAUGCAUGUCAUGAUGACCAGAAUUCACAAAGUUGGUAAAGUCUACCAUUUCAGGGCCAGGCGCCAGAUGGCCCAAAGUUUAGGCCAGGUUGCUAAGUACAAUCGUCGCUACGGUCUGAAAACUGAAGAGAACGAAGCAAAAUGACCUUUUAGAUACAAACUUCAAAGACAAGAUUGCGGAUUUUUUUUGGUUUUAGCUGUCAUGUUUUUCUCUCCUUCUGGAUGUCUUUAUGGCAAUAGUUGUUGAGAACUUUGUAGCACUUGCAGAUAUUUUGAGUUCACCAUUUUGCUGCAUAACCUAAAUAAAUUAUUUUGUUCUAUGAA
Messenger RNA from Macadamia integrifolia, 674 nucleotides. RefSeq lists its product as uncharacterized. The record is from RefSeq and is a predicted model, not a curated record. Bases 289 to 495 code for a protein of 68 amino acids. Lineage: Eukaryota; Viridiplantae; Streptophyta; Magnoliopsida; Proteales; Proteaceae. The transcript has 3 exons.